Messenger RNA from Seminavis robusta, 3117 nucleotides. The record is from the annotation of a GenBank genome assembly. Lineage: Eukaryota; Bacillariophyta; Bacillariophyceae; Naviculales; Naviculaceae.
AUGCUGGGUUUCGACAACGACGAUGAUCAGUCAGAGGGAGGGUUCUUUAUCGAUGACGCCUCUGUCCAUGGGCCCAUGGAUGAUAGUGAUGCGCAACAAGGUGAGGAUGCUCAGGCGUUGCCAAAGAAUUUCCGCUUGUUCGCUGUUGAUGUUGGGCGAGUUUUUAGCUACUUUGUCACUAACGAUUUGUCCCCUUCUACUGCUGAAUUAGGGCCUGUUUUGGCUCGUCCCACCCCUCAAAAAGUCCCGACGGUGGUGACCCCAUCGGUCUGUCGCCCAACAGCAUUGCGCCCUUCUACCAGUCAAGCCAUGCUACAGAAAAUCGCUCAAGAUUUCGAAGAGAAUCCGCCACCUCUCGCGUCCAUCGAGCUCGUCAAUGUCCCUCCAGAUCUGGGGGUCAAGACGGCGUCUACCAGGACGUUGGAAUCAGAAGUAUCCGGAUCAUCCUCCAAACAAAGUUGCGAAAGUAUCUGCAUUGCGGCUGCCACUCCCAACGGGCUCGCGGCUAUGCCAACCGUGGCAGCUCCCGCUCCAAGUUUUGCCUCGAAUGCCCCACGAAGGACCAUGUCCGAAUCCAAUAUGAUGUAUCGUCCGCCCCAGCAGGUACCCGAAGCGGCGCAGCAAUCCUUCAUGGACGCUCAAAAACAAAUCAAAGAGCUAGAAGAUCAAAUCAAGAACUUGCAAAAACAAAUGGCCAUGAUGCCGCCGCCAGCACCUACAACCAUUGGUGGCUUGCAAAAACCAGUGGCGGUUCGACCCGUGGCGCUUCGGGCUUCCCAGAGCCAUGGAAUGCUGAACCAACUCGCGCAAGGUUUCAAUCAGAAUCCCCAAGCAAUGCCUCAAUUUGUCGCGCCACAACCUCAGUUUGCCGCUCCUCAGCCUCAGUUCGCGGCCCCGCAGCCUCAGUUCGCAGCACCUCAGCUUGCUGCACCACAGCCCAUCAAGGUCGCGCCCAAGGCUCGCCCAAAACCUCGAAGACAAAACAGCAGUCGGUCCGCACGCAAAAAGGCCUCGUGGUAUCAUCGAGUUGCGGCUCAAAAUAGAUUGGGUUCCAUCCAAGAGGAUCCCCUCUUGUUGUCCAACAUGGCAGAAGAGGACGAAGCAGGAGGUCGACUGUCUCCUCAUGGCAGUAUUCACAACGGUGACGUCGAUCUAUACGAAGAAAGCUGUCUGCAAACGGCCAAAAAGGAUCUAUUGCGAGAGCUCAACCGAACGGCCAAGGACAAGGACAGUACGACGUACAACACUCCUGCAUUCCAGGCCGCACUGCAGACAUUGAUUCGCGAAUAUGAUUCGUCCCUGUUUGAUCCCCGAGCACCUGUCCUCAGUUACCAUCCGUACCAAUUGAAGAUGGAAGGGAUUGGCAUUUCGGCCGGCAAGCCAAGUUUCCCAGGAUGCAUUGGCGUCAAUGAACAGGGGGAUCCCAUGUACAAGUUGGGUACCAUGUCCUUUGAGAUGUUUCGUCCUACCGAGCUCGUUGUUUCGGUUCAGGGAACGUUUUGUUUGGUUGACAACGUGGACCGCAACAACCUGAAGGAACUCGAGAAUGUACCCAAGAAUCUCGUGGCUGAUGUCAGGCAUGGAAUCAAUCCAGUGCGAACCUACAAUAUUGUCACUCCCUUCACGAUUGAAGCUUGGCGUCCCGAAUUCGGCGACGACUCGCCCAACAAGGGUGUGGAACAGCCCAUCCAUGGUGUCAUGACUACCUACGGCUACUUGUUGCCCUACCCGACCCAGAAUCGUUUCUCGGUUUGGUUCACCGGUGGCAGUCUGGAAGUGGACAACACCAAGAACGAAAAGUGGUUCCAGAUUUUCGACAAGACGUCGGCACCCAAGCGCACAGCGUUCGAGUCAAGCAAGGUGUUUGCUGCCAAGCUCUUGAUGGGUGCCUGUGUCAACGAUGAAAUGGACAAGGAUGGAAAACUCUCCUACACUCUAAGCAGGCCCGUGGCCAGCCAUAUCGAUUUGGUCUAUAUGGACGAGUCCCUUCAAGUACUGCGUGGAAGUAGUGGAACGGUCUACGUCCACGUUCGACUUGCCGGAGGCAGCGAAGCCGUUCAGCAAUCGGCGUUCAGCAAUGAGUUGCUGCCUUCGCCUGUCGUCCCAUUGCAUCAAGAGGACGACAACCACAUGGAUUACUCGUAUUCGUCUGCUUAUGGAGGUGGUCCUGCGAUGUCGAUUGGUGGUCCCUUUGCUCCCACCGCUACACAUGGUCAGUACAUGCCUCAUCCGAAAAUGAAGCACGAUGCAAAUCUGAAUGAGGACGAAAUGGUCCGCGAAGAGAAAAUCCUGGUGAGAGCUAUUGAUAGGAGCCAACACCCCACAACUUCCCAAAAAAAAAUGGGAAACACGCAACCGCUCGAAGGCUGCGGUGAUAUGCAUCGGGAGGAGGGGACGCUGCCUUUUCCGGAGCAGGAUUGGCCUUGGAUUUGGGCGAUUGAUAAUCCGGAAUUCUUGGACUGGAAAGCUGAGCUGGGAGAUGACGACGCCGCCAUCCUAGCGAGAGCACAAGCGCAAGCCGCCUUGCCCGUGUUGAUUUCUUCUUCCAACAAUGCCGAUGCCGGUCUCGCCUCAAGCCGUCAUUGCUCCGUGUAUCUAUCCGACGCUCGGCACGCUCACGAUGUAGACCUGUUGAAAAGGAUUGGCAUCACUCACGUUCUGAAUGUCGCGGGGAAAGUUGGAGAGGGUGACAUGGAUGCUUAUCGAAAAGCCAAUAUCAAAACAAAAACCGUUGAUGCGGAGGAUGAAGAGGGGUACCCGAUGUUGGAGAAACAUUUUGACGAAUUCCAGCAGUUUCUGCGGUCUUCUCCCAGAGGCAGCAGAAUAGUAGUGCAUUGUGUGGCGGGGUUGAACAGAAGUGGCUUGCUGGUGGCGGCCCACAAACUCCUCGCGGAGCAGCAAGAUGUCUUUGAAGUUGUGGCCCAUGUACGAAGGCAAAGAGGAAAUUUGGCCUUCUGUAAUCGGUCUUUUGUUGCUCAGUUGGUGGCCUUGGCGCGUGCACAUGACUUGUUGGGACCGGAACCAGGACAAUCGGGUUGCCGCGUUUCCGAACAGGCGCCGCCGUACCAGGCCCAGUUCUCCCCUUCACCCAAGAAAGAUUUCAAGAGUUUAUUUUAG